UACUUCAUAUAUGAAUUGUAUGACUCAUAUAAUCAAUGAAUAAUCGGAUAAACAUUUUGACAACAAUUGCAUCAAAUGAUUGAUUCAUUGCUUUUCUGGUUAUUAGUGCUAUUCGUGUCUAAUAUUAUACUAAUAGUGAUCUUCUGGAACAACUACGGCUCAAGAAUACAAUUGUUGAUCUCAAGAAAGGAAGAGAAACAACAAAUUUUAGACCAAUUACGUCGCGAAGCACUGGAACUAAAGCUACCGAAAGAACAUUCGCCGAGAAUUUAAGACAUUAUCAGUACUUAUGGCUUCAAAUCCCAUCUCAAACAUAAAGGAUUUCUUCAAAAAGAAAAAAUUAGACACAAAGUUCAAGAUGGCUGGUAGUGGACACCGAUUGACUGACAACAACACGUCAUCCACUGGCUCUACAUCUAUGGCCAACACGUCAACAGCUAAUCCCAAGUCACAUACCUAUAGAGAAAAUAUGUCAAAACAAAAAGCGGGUGAAGCGGCCAUUGAACGCAUUCAAAGACAGAAUCAGUCGAACACAAGAAACACUACUUUAGAGAAUAUUCUUCAACAAGAAAAACAAAAGAUUCGCGAAGAAUACAAAGCUAAAGAACAAACUGAGAAUAUAAUGAAGGAAGAAGAAAAAUUGGUCAAUAAAUAUAAAGACAUUGAUUCAAAACAACGAUUCACUUGUCCCACAAUUGAGUUAAAUGAAUCGUUAGAAUUGGAUCAAUUGAUAGAAAGAAUGUGUGAUUAUAUUCAAAUGAAUUUUACAGAAGAUUUGACACUUAUGUCUGCACUUAUGAUUGUUAAUUGCAAUCACAAUAUUGGCGAUAAUGCACAACAAAGAGUGAGUGAAUGCAUUAAAGUAUUGGAUAAAGUGGUCACCAAUUUAAUGACAAGUAGUGUUGAAGAAAGAGAGAAAUUUUCAAAAAUUAGAAAAUCAAAGAUUCAAAACAAAGUAUUAGAUUUGAAGGGCGGACUCGAGUUCUUAUCUUCAAUUGGUUUUCAAUCAGAUUCUUCUGAUGAUUGGCUUGUUUUUCAAUUUGAUGAGAUAACAGAUAUUUGUGAACAAAUGAUUUACUAUAAGGAUGUCUUGAAUAAUGUCGAACAGUUCCCUCUAAUUAUUGAUCGACAAGUAGUACACCUUAACACAGAACAAUCGUUUCGAGAAACAGAUUUAAGUCAAGAUUUCUUUAAAUUAUCAGCCGAUGAAGUGAAACGUGAAAUGCAAUCAUUGACUGAUAAGAGAGAAACAGAAGAAACAUUGAGAACUAAAGCAAUGAAAGAACAUAAGCAAAGAAAAAUUGAUUCAAAAUACACUCGACUAAGAUUUAAUUGUCCGAAUGGUGUCAAAAUUGAAGCCACUUUUGGAUCAAAUGAAAUACUUUGUGAUGUAAAGAAUUGGUUGUUAGCAUACUUGGAGUCAAUCGAUAAGUUUAACCUUAAAUGUGGUACAGAUGUCUUCACUGAUGAACAUCUAAAUAAAACUCUUAAAGAUCUAAAUCUAGUCCCGACGGCUAUGCUUUUUAUCAUAUCGUAAAAUAUUUUAUAUAUUGUUAAAUGAUUGAUAUUUUUG
Messenger RNA from Oppia nitens, 1573 nucleotides. It is a transcript of the gene Gint3, whose product is annotated as UBX domain-containing protein 6-like. NCBI's taxonomy places the organism in Eukaryota, Metazoa, Arthropoda, Arachnida, Sarcoptiformes, Oppiidae. The record is from RefSeq and is a predicted model, not a curated record. Gene Ontology annotation, cellular component: cytoplasm. The coding region runs from base 290 to 1537 and encodes 415 amino acids. The transcript has 3 exons. Gene Ontology annotation, molecular function: protein binding.